CUGGUGGGUCUUGCCCAGAGAGGGAGGGAGAACAAGCAAUACGUCAAAUGUGAGAGAAGUCCGCUUUUAAAAUAUUAAUCUUAAUUUAUUCAUUCUUCAUCUCAUUAAGGAAUAUCGUAACAGUUUUACUCACUGGAAUUAUUCGCUUGGUGUUAAGGUCAAUGAAGAUGCCUUCUGUGAAGUAUCAGAGAGGGGAAAUGGUAAUGGGCCGCUGGCCUGGCAGCAAUCUGUAUUAUGAGGUGAAGGUGCUGGGCUAUGAUACAAAAAGUCAGCUUUUCACCGUCAUCUACAAGGACGGCACGGAGCUGGAGCUGAAGGACCAAGACAUCAAGAAUAUUGCUGGUUUCCAGACCCGGUCUCGCUCCCGCUCCCGUUCUCGUUCACCAGGCCGCCGUCGUAGCCGGUCUCGUUCCCCAGCGAGAACCACGCGCCGCUCUUCAUCCCGCACAGCAGCCGCUGUCGCUGCUGCAGCUAUAACAGAAAGCGCACCUUCUUCCCGCAGGGAUGCAAAGCUGAAGGAUACACUAGAGGUCAGGCUCAGUCCCCUGCAACAGACAAGUGCAGCUGAGAACAAUAGCAACAAUAAGCAUGAAAAGAAAGAGGAGAAUAACACUGCUAACAAAGUAAAUGAGUCUAAGUCUAAGGUAGAAGCAGAGCCUGAGCUGAACCAAGGCCGUUACAAUCUGCGCCGCAGGAAGGAAGAUGGAGAUGCUAAACCAGCUGAGACCAAACCAGAGCAGCUGGAGGAGAAGGAUGCCAAAGUGGCUGCAGCUGCUGUUGCCACCCUCUCCACCCCGCUUGACUUUGGCGGGAAGAUAGGAGCGUACUUCUGGCUGCUGUUUCUUCCAGCCUGGGUUCUCUUUGUGGUACUCCAAGUCAAUUUGGAGGACCCCAGUCUGAUCAACUUCCCUCCCCCUUUGCCCCCCCUUGAAGAAUUCUGGGAUGCCCAGGCUCUUGGAUUUGUCAUCCUCUGGGUCUUAUUCCAGGCCCUGCUCUACAUCCUGCCUUUUGGAAAACUGAGCGAAGGCAUGCCACUGAGGUCUGGGGAGAGGCUGAAGUACAGAACCAAUGGUUUCUUUGCCAUUAUGGUGAGUGCUCUAGCAGCAGCUGCAGCAGUGUACCUGGGUGUUGACCUAACAUACAUCCACAGCCACUUCCUGCAGCUGGCUACGUCCACCUUUCUCAUCUCCGUCCUGCUCAGUGCCUACCUGUAUGUCCGCUCUCGUUACGCUGAACCAGCACAGCUGGCACUAGGAGGAAACUCUGGCAAUGUGGUUUAUGAUUUUUUCAAAGGACGUGAGCUCAAUCCCCGCAUCAAAAACUUUGAUCUGAAAUUCUUCUGUGAGAUGCGCCCUGGUCUCAUUGGCUGGUGUUUGAUCAACUUUGCAAUGGCGCUGGCUGAGAUGAAGGAGCAGCGUCUGGAUGCUCCAUCUUACUCCAUGAUCCUUGUGAACCUCUUCCAGCUUCUCUAUGUGGUGGACGGCCUGUGGAAUGAGGAAGCCAUCCUGACCACCAUGGAUUUGAUGCAUGAUGGUUUUGGCUUCAUGUUGGCGUUUGGUGAUCUGGUGUGGGUUCCCUUUACCUACACUCUGCAGGCCUAUUACCUGGUCAGUCACCCCAACCCCCUGAGCCUCCCCGCCGUUGGAGCCAUCAUCACACUCAAACUUGUUGGCUUCUACAUCUUCAGGAAAUCCAACUCUGAGAAAAACACCUUUAGGAGAAACCCAUCAGACCCUAAACUGUCUCAUCUGAAGACUAUUCCCACAGCGACAGGGAAGAGUCUGCUGGUGUCUGGCUGGUGGGGAGUUGUCCGCCACCCCAACUACCUAGGAGACCUUAUCAUGGCUCUGGCCUGGUCUCUACCUUGUGGCUUCAGCCACUUCCUCCCGUGGUACUACAUGAUCUACUUCGUCAUCCUGCUCGUGCACAGAGAUUCCAGAGACAUGAGCGAAUGCAGGCGGAAGUACGGCUCAGCGUGGGAUGAGUACUGCAGAACUGUUCGCUACAGGAUCAUUCCCCGCGUCUAUUGAGGAACCCAGCGCCAGACACUCCCUAGCUGAGGCCUUUUUUGACCCAAUAUUAUGGCUGUGAAAGCUCACAAAAACCCAAAUAUGAAUGGACUGACUGACUGAUUUGUCUUUUUAGAGGCUUUUUUAAAACCAAGAAUCUUUAAGAAAAAAAAAAAUCUUGAUUCUGGACUGAAGGUGCUACAGUUCUUUGAAUUUUUUGAUGGAAGAAAAAAAGACAGUCAUUAUAUAUAUGGAUUGUUUGAAGAAUUGCCUUUUUAAAUAGAAAAUACUCAAAAAACAUAUACUUUUAAAAGUUUACAUAAUGGGUUGGAAAAAAAGCCUCUGCGAGGAAUGUCUUAUUAGGAUGUAUAUUUUUGUAUAUACACAUUUGUUUUUAUACUCGCCACUUGCAUAUUUUUUGGUCUGUGCUCACACAUUCAAAACAUUCAAAUAUCAGCUUGGCUUUAAAGAAUAAUUUUGUAAGUACACCUUCCUACUAUAAUAAUACUGCUCAUGUAUAUUGUGAAGGAUGGGAUUAAAAAAUCUUUUUAAAUGAUGAAUUUUAAACCUGUACAGUGGAACUCAUGUUCUUUCUCAGGACCCAGGAUGAUGUCAGAAAGUUGGAUUAGAGAAGUUUUGUCUUGAUAAUUUUGUUGUGUAUAAUUUUAUAUAGAUAUUUAGAUUUGACUUUGAGUUUAAAAUGAUUUUGGUGGUUUCAAGCAAAAUGCACUUAACUUUUCCCUAUGUUAUCCAGUCCAAAGUCUAUUGAUUUGGCUGUGCUACCUCAGGUUCACUCACUGUCCAGUCUUUCCUCCUCUGCCCUCUGGGAGGCAGUGUGUGUAAUUAUGAGUGUAAUGUCACUGCUUAAGAGGAAAAUGAGUUAGACUUGUUUUGCAUUUCAACAACAAUUUUAGUAUCUGUACCCAUCCACAUCACACAAGUCAUGCCUUUAGAAUGAAACUGACUUUCAUUUUCUGCAUAUUCUGAUGGUGCUGACAAAACAUUUCUGUUUUGUCUAGUUACUUUCUAGAGAUAUUAUGAACUGCUUGUUAUUUUUCCACCACUGUCACAGGAAUUUGGUUUGAACCUAUUAAAGCUUUAACAUGCCAGGUCAAAUGACAAUUCUAAUGAAGUUUAUACUGUGACCAAAUGCGGAGCCUUUGACUGUGUUGGCAUUUAUAACCUGUGCAUUUGCAAACCCAAAUUAUUUUUAUGCACGUGCAGCUGUAGAUAAGUAGCAAUACAUUAACUAGACUAGGUCGCAUUUUUUUAUGCUGUGCUGACUGAAUACCAUGUAAAUAUUUUUGAAAUCAUCUUAUUUUGAGUAAAGAGGUGACAGUAGUUGAAAUAGUAAUGUUACUUAUUAGAUAUUUAAUGUUGCUUUUUUAAGUUAACUACCUGAUUUUGACCACUGUAGUGAUGUUUACAGCUAGAUCUGCCAUGUUUUGGACUAUACUUCAAAAUGUAUUGAAAUUAUUGUGAAAUGUUUUCUCUCUCAUCAGAAAAACAAGAGGAAAACACAUUGGAAAAUUGAAGCCACAAUCUUUUAUUUCUCUGCGCACAACAUGGUGAUUUUCUUUCUUAAUUUUAUUUGGUAAAUUUUAUUUUGGUAAAUUUCUUGGUUUGGCAGGCUGUCAGUGGAAAGCAAUAUGGAUAUAUGACAACAAUGAAUGAGAAGUUAAGAGGUCCAGCAGGCUGUCAGAGAGGAUGAAUCAAUCUGUGACAGUGGCUGGAAAAAGCUUAUCUGUACAAAUGUUGCAGCAUAAAAUAAAAGUUUACAGUAUUUCCUUUU
Molecule: messenger RNA, 3801 nt
Organism: Acanthopagrus latus (yellowfin seabream)
Lineage: Eukaryota; Metazoa; Chordata; Actinopteri; Spariformes; Sparidae
Gene: lbr
Product: lamin B receptor
Exons: 14
Coding region: 162-2030 (622 amino acids)
Biological process (GO): sterol biosynthetic process
Cellular component (GO): nuclear inner membrane
Molecular function (GO): oxidoreductase activity, acting on the CH-CH group of donors, NAD or NADP as acceptor
Source: RefSeq, a predicted model, not a curated record